This is a messenger RNA of Spirometra erinaceieuropaei, 678 nucleotides long. NCBI's taxonomy places the organism in Eukaryota, Metazoa, Platyhelminthes, Cestoda, Diphyllobothriidea, Diphyllobothriidae. The record is from the annotation of a GenBank genome assembly.
AUGCUGACUGGAGAGGAGUGCCGGGUCCCCAUGGUCUCCGCGGCUCAAACGACAAUGGGCUAUGGAUAUGAUCUUCGGCGCUCGUCAACUACAGGAGAAGUGCCAGGAUAUGCGGACCCACCUUUCAUGGACCUGACGAAAGCCUUCGACACGGUGAAUAGUGCAGGACUGUGGAAGAUCAUGCAGAAAUUCGGCUGUCCCGAGCGAUUCAUUCAGAUGGGGCAUCAGCCGCACGGCGGCAUGAUGGCGCGAGUAACGGACAACGGAGCUGUCUCAGAGACAUUCGUGCUGACCAACGGCGUGAAGCAGGGAUGCGCGCUAGCGCCCACACUCUUCAGUCAUAUGUUCUCUGCCAUGCUGAUGGACGCCUAUCAUGAUGAACGUCCCGGGAUCCGUAUCGCCUAUAGGACGGAGGGUCACCUUCUGAAUCAACGGCGGAUGCACUUCCAAUCGUGCGUAUCCACAACCACCGUUCACGAACUUCUCUUCGCCGACGACUGUGCCCUGAACACCAACUCAGAAGAGAAGAUGCAACGGAGCAUGGACCUCUUCUCUGUCGCCUGCAAGAACUUCGGUCUGGUCAUCAACACACAGAAGACGGUGAUGAUGCAUCAACCGCCGCCACCUAACACAGCCACUCCUCCCAACGCGCCGCAAAUCAGCGUGAACGGAAUCUAA